This is a messenger RNA of Venustampulla echinocandica, 2850 nucleotides long. RefSeq lists its product as uncharacterized. Bases 1 to 2850 code for a protein of 949 amino acids. NCBI's taxonomy places the organism in Eukaryota, Fungi, Ascomycota, Leotiomycetes, Helotiales, Pleuroascaceae. The record is from RefSeq and is a predicted model, not a curated record. The transcript has 2 exons.
AUGGCACCUUCGGCGGCAUCAGUCCAGUCGCUCCCAACCAAAGUGAAGCGUCCCAUUCCGCCUGGAAUACAGACAAAUGGCAUACAUUCAUCGACAUCCUCUCCAUCGCCUUCUAUUUCAACCGGUAGGCUUCCCCAUAGCGGCAAGCCACCAAACUCUGCGACAAGCAAUGGCGCGGGGAAUACCAGCGCAGGUGUACGAUCAGCAAGUAGAGCAAGGAGGGAGACCCCGGGACAAAUGUUGGGCAGAGGACAGAGGAACAGCAGCGUUGGGCUACGUUCUGCCAGUAUCGUAGGCGAAUCUGUGAUUCCUCAAGCUGCUGAACCUAUACCUUAUGUGAAAACGGACGAGUAUAUCCUUAAGCGCCACCGGAACAGCAAACCCUCGUUAAUCGUCCAUCUAUACUCCACACACUUCCGGUUCGAUCAGCAGGAGGGCAGUUUCUCAUACAAAUCACCCAUGAAAAUCUUGAUCGAGCAUCUCAAGCAACGUACGAUCCCCCAUGAUCUAGUCGAAUUCUUUACAGAAGUACCGUUCUAUGAGGGUUGCAUGAUUGUUCAAGUUCAUGAUCAUAAAUCUACUGCUCAGUCUCAGACUCCAAGUCGGGCAGACUCCACAAUCGGCAAGCCGGUUCCAUUCUCUGUCCACAAUUACAAUGCCUAUCUCACUCCAUCGCCCUACGUGCCAUUCCCAACGCGAAGCAAUAGCCCAGGAAAAGGAAAAGGUUCCUCGGAUGCGAACCUAGGCGACCUAGAUAAAGUAAAGACCUCAGAACAGAAGGACAAAGAGAACAUGCCCGCUCCGGCGGCCCCUGGUGAUGGUCAGCGAGGGAAGUCAGCAGUUGAACCAAAGAACCCCAAGGUGUUUACCAUAGUUCUACGCCCAACACCUCUGAGUGACCACAUCGACCUUGCAGUCAAAGUGGCUGAGGCUUUAUCCAGCACCGAUGGCAGAAAAGACUCACGUCAGGAUGGGCCCUUGUCGGCCACUGUCCCUCCAACGCCGACUACUGGUAUUCCUUCCACUCCGCAAGCAAGUAUGGCGCCGCCUGCGAAACGACAUAAGAAGAACAAGGUAGACCUAGAUAGCAACAGUAUUUAUGCCGCAGAAUCCCAGAUUGCGCUGGCUACUACUGCUCCGCUUGUUCUCGAACCGGUUAGCAGUGCGGCUGAAUCUGCUGCCCUCCUGAACUCGCUAUCUCACCCGAUGCAUUCCGAAAAGCCACCAUCUCCCAAAAUUAGAAAGCGGACUGUUGCAGAAAUGGCUGCCGACGAGGCGCUCGCUGCCGACCAGGAACGUUACAUGCUUAUUUUGGACGAGCGACUCGCUUCAAAUGCAGUUGGUGCUCAAGGAGCCGGCAAUCCAGCUGAUGGCGAUGGCCAGGCUGGCGGUGCAUCAUUUGAACCUCGUUUUGAGAGAUUCAAGGCUCUUGAGAAUAUCAAGGCUCAACAUGAAGAGAAUAAGAAAAUUGAAAAGCUUAGGCAACAGGAGGCUGAGAGAAAGCAAGCCCAGGACCGCGAGCGGGAGCGGCUUAGGCAGGAAUCCGAGAGAAAAGAGCAACAGCAGGAGAAUAAGUUGCGUGCUGCUCUGGCUGCUCAGCAACACCAGCAACAAGCCGUCGCCCGACAGCAGCAGCAAGAAGCUCAUAGACGACAACUUGCAGCGCAGGCACAAACCCAACAGUCACAGCAAGGCAUUCAAGGCCUGCCUGGCCAGCACCAAGGCCAACAUGGACAUCCUCAGCCAAAUAAUAUCAUUGCGAAUGGAAUCCAAGGGCAGCCGCAACGUUUCCACCAGCAGCAGGCCAGCCAAGCACAAAUAUCGUCCCCAAUUAUUCGAAACGGCACACCACAAAGCCAUUCAUCCCCUCCUAUGAAUGGCAUGGGAAAUUCAAUGCAACAUUCUACAUCCAGUAUGGGCGGAAGUCCUGCUCGCCCAGGAUCUGUUGUUCAUCAGAACCACCCUCAGAUGGGUGCCCCAGUAUCUCAUGGUAUGACAGCACAAAGAAGUCAGCAGAGCCAUGCUGGCACUCCGAGAAUGCCAAAUGUUACUCCAAACAUGCAGUCUGCUACUCCUUUGAAUCGGCAAAUGAGCCAGACUCCAAGAAUGAGUCAAGGUAGUCCAACCCAAGGUUCGAUAGCACACGCACAACAUAUGCCAAUUAUGGGCAACGGCCAGAUGCAGAUGAAUGCUGCACAACAACAUCAAUUGCAGCAACAGCGAGUUCAGGCACUGAUGCGAAAUCCGCAAAAUGCUGCGGCCCAAGGCAUGGCAGGAAUGGCAAAUGGCCAGCAGCUAAGUCCGCAGCAGUUGAUGAUCCUCCGUCAACAGCAACAAGGAAUGAAUAAUGCUCAGCUCACUCAAAAUUAUGCCAAUCAUAUGGCCGCAAUUGCUGCCCGCUCAGGUUUACCGCAAAAUAUGAAUCAAAACUUCAUGAGUAAUAGUCCUGGCAUGCCAAGCAUGCAACAAGUUCAAAUAGCACAGAUGCAACAAAUGCAAAUGCGACAAGCUCAGGCCCAAGCUCAGGCCCAAGCCCAGGCCCAGGCUCAAGCCCGGCAACACCAAGCGCAGGCAGGUGUUCAGAACUCGGUAGUACAACAGCAAGUCCGACAGCAGUCACAAAAGUUAUACCAGGAAAGAUUCCCUGGGCUCCAAAACCAACAUCCUGGUGGCAUACCGCCAGAGGUCGAACAAGCAUUCAGAAUUUCUUGCCAGAACGAGGCAGGCCAGCAAGUUACGAGCCGUAUUAGGGCAAUGAGACAACAUCAGAUCGCUACUCAGCAGAUGAUGGCUGCCCAAGCGGGCAUGCAGCAAAACAUGAACGGGAUGCAGAACGGUAUGGGAAUGUAG